AUGAAGACCCCACCCACACCCCCAGAACCAGUUACCUCAAGUCCCCAACCCCAGCACAAGAACCAGAUACCUACAGUCUCCACUCCCAGGAUCAGGUACCUCAAGUCCUCACCCCAAGGACCAGGUACCUCAAGUCCCCACCCCAAGGACCAGGUUCCUCAAGUCCCCACCCCCAUAACACAGUUCUCAAGUCCCCACCCCAAGGACCAGUUCUCAAGUACCCACCCCCAGAGCCAGGUACCUCAAGUCCCCACCCCAAGGACCAGGUACCUCAAGUCCCCACCCCAAGGACCAGGUACCUCAAGUCCCCACCCCAAGGACCAGGUACCUCAAGUCCCCAUCCCAAGGACCAGGUACCUCAAGUCCCCACCCCCACAACCAUAG
Messenger RNA from Haliotis rufescens (red abalone), 384 nucleotides. Its product is annotated as extensin-like. The transcript has 2 exons. The coding region runs from base 1 to 384 and encodes 127 amino acids. NCBI's taxonomy places the organism in Eukaryota, Metazoa, Mollusca, Gastropoda, Lepetellida, Haliotidae. The record is from RefSeq and is a predicted model, not a curated record.